AUGACGAGUUACCUGCAGUUCAUCUCGGACAACUUUGGACACAACAUUUCCCAAGACAUGAAAACUUAUAUGCGAGAACAAAGGAAGUACGCCAGAGCGACCUCAAGAAAACAGUUCCUGCUGAAAUGUAGGUCAUCUGGGAUCACUCCUUCACAUAUAAUUAACAACGUGAAAUGUCUCUAUCAAACAAUAUCUAAGGAAUCACCAUACAACAAAGACAUAGACAAUAUGAUCAAAUCAUUCCAACAUCGGAUUCUCAGCAUGGAAAUCAAAGUUACUUACUGGGAAGUCAACAGGACACACAAAAAGCUCACUGAGCUCCUACAUAAGUUGAGAUCCACGGGAAUUCCAUCAAUGUCGAGCUUCCUCACUGUUCAAGAACAAGUCUUUUGGCGGGAAUUCCAGAGAAGCACCAGCGUUCAUUCACACAAAUACAACGCUCUAUUCACAAAACAACUUGGGAAUGUGAUAAACAUGCCUGCCUCAGAUUGGGUAGUGAAUACAACAAAUGUUUCAUUACCACAAGAAUUGAAAUUACUGAUGGGCCUCAGUCCAAGGUUCUCUCUGCCAUACAAAAAUCUCCCGCCAAAAAUUGUUCUUCAUCUAUUGGCCGAGAUAGAGGAUGUGAUUCGGGCCAUGAGUGAUGAUGAUACUACCACACACAAAAACACAAUACGAUCCAGAGUAGCACACAUCAUCAAUAGCCAUCUCACUCAUCACAGAACAAAUGCACGAGAGAAGUACUUCCUCAACUUGGAGACCGUCACCAGAAGAUUCAUCCGAGAACACAGUGAAAUCAUCAUCGUAUCGUCCGACAAAGGCAACAAAACCGUAGUCAUGUGGAGGGACGAAUAUGAAGAAAAGAUGACCAACAUUGUAUCGGAUGAAACCACCUACAAAAAGACCACAGCAAACCAACUCAAUAUUGCAGAGCGUAAAAACAACACUUUAGUAAAAAGACUUUACGAAGGUGGUCACAUUGACUUCAUUACGAAAAGAGAAUUGACGACACACAAUUCAAGAACCCCUAGAAUAUAUGGACUGCCUAAAAUACACAAGACAAAUACUCCACUUAGGCCCAUUGUGUCUUGCAUAAAAUCACCAACUUAUGCAUUGUCGAAAUUUCUCAAUCAACUACUGAAGCCAAUCUCAAAUGUAGGUGGAUACAACGUGAAGGAUUCCUUCGAGUUCGUGGAAAGGGUGACAAGCUGCGAAGUUCCAGAAGGACACAUCAUGAUCAGCCUGGAUGUGGUGUCUCUAUUCCCAAAUAUACCACGUGAUUUGGCUCUGCAGAUUGUGGAAGAAUGCUGGGAUGCAGGAAGGAUCACCACAACCAUUGAUAAAAAACUAUUUCUCGAGAUCCUGAAAUUUUGCCUGGAGACCAGUUUUUUCACGUUCGGUGACCAGCAUUAUUCACAGAUGGAUGGGAUGCCGAUGGGAGGACCGCUGUCUCCAAUUAUCGCGGAUAUAGUGAUGGAUUACGCGAUAAGCAAAAUAUUGGAAAACAUCCCCAAUAGAGUGAUAUGUCUAACAAAAUAUGUCGACGACAUUUUUUGCUUAGUGCCGCGUGACAAAGUUACAGACAUUCUCUCAACAUUCAAUGGAUUCCAUCCAAAGCUCCAAUUCACUGUGGAAAUGGAAAAAGAAGGGGGACUUCCCUAUCUGGAUACGUUCGUCAUCAGAAAACCCACAAAUCUCGUGACAAUGUGGUACAAAAAGCCCAUCGCCUCAGACAGAAUGUUGAAUUUCCAUUCACAACAUCCUCUGAGACAGAAAACAUCGUCUUCUCGAAGCUCAGAGUGA
Messenger RNA from Phlebotomus papatasi, 1803 nucleotides. RefSeq lists its product as uncharacterized. Lineage: Eukaryota; Metazoa; Arthropoda; Insecta; Diptera; Psychodidae. Bases 1 to 1803 code for a protein of 600 amino acids. The record is from RefSeq and is a predicted model, not a curated record. The transcript has 2 exons.